AGCGCCAGUUCAGUUACUCUCACUAAUUAGACGAUGUUUCUCUAUUCUCUGCCGGUGUUGAUUUUAUUUCUAAAACUUAAGAUAAACAGCCAAGAGAAAAAUCUUAGAGAGUAUUGAAUAUGAAACCAGUAGUCUCUGUCUUUUUGUCUUUUCUGGUCAUUAUUUUUUUUCUAUUUUAGAGACUAUUUGUGCUAAAUAUCGAAUUGAUGUAAUGAGAUAUGAUGAAUUUUUUAAAACUGUAUUGCACCAAACAUUAAGCCAAUUAAUAUGUGAUUGUCGCAAAAAAACACGUAAAACAGCAUUACCAACAACGAUUGUAAAUGCACAAAAUCAAAUUCCACCACCACAACAAACAUCGACCACUGUUGCUAAUCCAUCAACAGCAACAGUAACAACAAUUAGUGAUAAUAGUGCUUAA
This is a messenger RNA of Didymodactylos carnosus, 418 nucleotides long. Lineage: Eukaryota; Metazoa; Rotifera; Eurotatoria; Philodinida; Philodinidae. The record is from the annotation of a GenBank genome assembly.